This is a messenger RNA of Seriola aureovittata, 3210 nucleotides long. It is a transcript of the gene tfec, whose product is annotated as transcription factor EC. Gene Ontology annotation, cellular component: nucleus. Gene Ontology annotation, biological process: regulation of transcription by RNA polymerase II. Gene Ontology annotation, molecular function: RNA polymerase II cis-regulatory region sequence-specific DNA binding; DNA-binding transcription factor activity, RNA polymerase II-specific; protein dimerization activity. Lineage: Eukaryota; Metazoa; Chordata; Actinopteri; Carangiformes; Carangidae. The record is from RefSeq and is a predicted model, not a curated record. The coding region runs from base 1116 to 2453 and encodes 445 amino acids. The transcript has 8 exons.
CAGUCUCACUAAAGGUUUUCAUCAUCUGUGAUUUUUCUUGAUAAAUGACACCUAUUUUGAAAGUGUGCUCUAAAUGUGACACCAUGAUGAUGGAUCAGAUAACGAAAAAAAUAAAUUCCUCUUUAAUAUCACGUCUUCAGUGAAGUAAUAUAGCACAGUCUGCUGAAUCUGCUGCUACACCCGCAUAGUUGCUUAUCUGAGUGUUCUUCUACUUCCAACUGAUUAGCUGAGGUCAGUCAUGGAAAAAGUAACCAUUCAGAGAUAAAAAAUAAAUAAAUAAAAAAGCCCAGUGAGCACACUAUUUUGUCCAGUGAAUAGCAUGCUUUUAAGAGGAAGUUCUGAGAAAAUCUGGGUAAUAGACACAGACAAGAGGACCAACAACUGACAAGACUAACAUUAUAAAAUCUCUGCAAACAAUGCAUGUAUUAUUAUUAAGUACUCCCAAAAAUACUUUACAGGCCAUAAACCAAUAAAGCAAGUUAUAACAGAGAGCUUCUUUGUGAGCUCUAGACCAGUAAGUAAAUUAGACAUUUUUAGGUGAGAUGUUCCUUCUGAAAAUAGCCCUAAAUUUACAGUAAUAAAGACCUCAAAAUAGCUUUGUUGGAGUUAUUGUUUUGGAAACUGAUAAUACUAAACCGUCUACAUUGAAACAAGUGAAUGAAUGAAAAGGCUUGGUUAAAAAUGGCAUUAGAGAAGUUAUUUAAAACCCCCAAUGGGGAACAAGGGUCAAUUGUGCUGCCAAAACCCUGGAGCAGGCAGAAGAGGACUUUUGGGAGCUGACCACUGAUUGGUCAGUGAGACAGAAGAGGGCGGUCUCAAUGAAUUAGUGAUAGACGCUAAAGGCAGAUAUCCUGCAGUGAUCAAACCCUGGGUGAUCUGACAGUCCAGUGUUUGAAGUGAUUAUCAUGCUAUGCAACAUAAAGGCUUACCCCCAGCUUUGGGCCUAAUUAGUUCACUUAGGGCCCUUAUAAGACAUUUGUAGGGGACUGGAGGGGACAGACACUCACUGAGAAGUCAGCAGAUCAACAGGAUAGUAGCAGCAGACCUGGAUGCCUAAAGUUGACCUGCUGCUACACCAAAACAAACCAAACUGAAGAUUAUCUGCUUUUCUGAGAAUGCCACACUUAACUGACUGCAGUUACUACAUGAUGCGGGACGCAACCAGAGCUUCAAAUGUACAAAGCCACCUGGAGAACUCCAAGUUCCACCUCCACCAGAGCCAGAAUCAGCAGGUCAAGCAGUACCUGACGCUGGGUUCCAAGCUGGCCUCAUCGGCUGGGCAGGGCCACGCGGUGCCGCAUCCACACGCCCCUGGCCAGCCACUGGCCACCGUGCCGAUCAUGAGGAAUGGACACAUGCCCUCUGUCAGCGACAGCAGCAACCCCAACAGCCCUGUCACCCUGCUCACUAUGGCCAAUCAUGACAGCGAGUUUCCAAUGGAUGAAGUUAUUGAUGACCUAAUUAGUCUUGAAUCCGGUUUCAAUGAUGGAGGCUUGGAUUGCAUGGAGCCUAACAUCAUAAUGCAAAACAAUGUGUCCCUCAGUAGCAGCAUGCUGGACGUCUAUGGGGGUGAACAAGGUAUGAACGCCCCUAAUGGUGGAAUGAGUCCCACAUCUAACCCCACAAAGCUCACUGUAAAAAGGGAAUACACAGAACACGACACAAGGGUGAUGGCCAAAGAGAGACAGAAGAAAGACAACCAUAAUUUGAUUGAAAGAAGGAGAAGAUACAACAUCAACUACAGGAUUAAGGAGCUGGGGACCCUCAUACCAAAGUCGAAUGACCCAGACAUGCGCUGGAACAAAGGCACCAUCCUGAAGGCCUCGGUGGAGUACAUAAGGUGGCUGCAGAAGGAGCAGCAGCACGCUCGGGAGCUGGAGAGCCGACAGAAGAAGCUGGAGCAAGCGAACAGGAGGCUGCUGCUGAGGAUCCAGGAGCUUGAGAUCCAGGCACGAGCACAUGGCCUCCCAAACAUGGCUACAGCCUUGGGGACAGUUGAACUAUCCACCCACCUCCUCAAACAGCAACAGCAGCAACAGCAGCAACAGCAGCAACAGCAACAGCAGCAGCAGCAGCAACAGCAGUCGUCUCCCCAGGCCCACCAGGCCCAGCAGCCCCAGCAGCCCCCCCUGUACCAGGAAGACCCCAGCAGCGACUACCUCCAGAGGCUAGCUGUGGUGGCUGGGGUGCCUUCCAUCCCCACUGCCAGUGGGCCACAGGAUCACAUCACAGGCACUGAUGGCUGCACCACGUUCUCUGACCCGCUGUCCCACUUCACAGACUUCUUCAGCGCUACGCUCAAGGAGGAGCACCGGCUGGACGAGAUCCUGAUGGACGACCCGCUCUCGCCGUUUGGCACCGACCCUCUCCUGUCAGCCGGCUCGCCUGGAGCUGCAUCCAAGGACAGCAGCCGCAGGAGCAGCUUUAGCUCUGCCGGGGGUGACGACCUAUAAUGGGGCCCCUCUUCAGAACAUAUUCUUGUUAUCUCCUCAUGACAACACGGUUGUAAUCCCCAGUGUUAAAGGGCACACACAGAGCCUCUAAAAGACUGAGUGACGGCUCCAGGCAUACGAUGAUGACCACUCACAGGGUUGCAAGUAAUUUAAAUGACAGCUGACACACCUGACAGAGCCCCACAAAGUGCCACCCUGUAUAUAAAAUGUGUAAUCCUUGUUCCUUCUCUAAAGCUCAGCGGAACCAAAAACAUCCCAAGGAUCUUCUGCUGCACCACCUGCUCUUUUUUUGAAUUUUUUAACUUUACUACAGACAAUGAAUAUGUUUCUCUGCCUCCCAGACACAGCAGAAACAGACUCAGAAGAAAAAGGGAGACACUUAUCAGCCUUUAUGUACAUAAUGUAAAUGACCAAGUCUGCUGUUUGUUUGUUUGUUUUUUGGUAAACACUGUGGUAGCUGUACACUGUAACAUGCAAAAUAAUCACUGAAAACCUGCCCCAACUGUCUGUUUUUAAUGAAAAUACCACUCCUCUACAAAAGGAUUUUCAACAGUUGCUGUCAGGAUUGUGAUUAUGUGAUGUGCCUUAUUUGAACUGCCAGUUUGUCUUAAAAGAAAAUCAUGUAACUGAUGUACUCACUGCCAUGUCUAACAUGUCCUGUGUCACUGUCUGUGUCUUUUUAGGUGUUUUUGUUAAAUAAGUGUUUGUGUAUUUAUAUAUGUUUUAAUCCAUGUAUUCAUAAAAAAGAUAUAUAUUA